This is a messenger RNA of Lactuca sativa (garden lettuce), 1779 nucleotides long. RefSeq names its product pectinesterase. The record is from RefSeq and is a predicted model, not a curated record. Gene Ontology annotation, molecular function: pectinesterase activity. Gene Ontology annotation, biological process: cell wall modification. NCBI's taxonomy places the organism in Eukaryota, Viridiplantae, Streptophyta, Magnoliopsida, Asterales, Asteraceae.
AUGGUGACGCUACGUGGUAGACCUGAUGGCAGUUUUGGUGCCGGCGAGGGAUCAGGCUCAAACUUUGGAGCCGGGCAACUCGAUGGUCAGAUGAGGGAGUUCAUUCCAUCCGAGAUUAUGCACGAUAUCAUUUACCACACUCCUGUGAUCUUAGAAGCGGUCAAGGAGGGCAUUUUGGAGAUUCAUGAUGAGAAGUUGAGCUCAUUCUGCAAUGAGAUGGCGACCAUGAUAAGGACGCGUACAUUAACGUUUUGGGAGUUCAGAGCUUGUGAAGCUCCAUAUUAUCAUGGAGAUAGGGACCCCAUUGCUAGCAGCAGAUGGUUGGUAGAUGUCGCCAACGUUUUGCGUAGCAGCCGUUGUCCCGAGAGGGACAAGGAUUCUGGGCAGAGUUUGCCUAGGCGAUUAAGGCGCAACAGUUGGCGUGAGAGUUUCUGGAUCUCCGCCAGACUAUUGAGACUGUGGAAGAGAUCACUGCCAAGUUUCAGGAGAGAACUUAUCUGGUGGGCAAGGAGUCACAAGGUAGUGAAAAUGACAUCAACUAGUGGUGUGGGACGACUCUUCACCCGGAGCAUUGCAAGCAUUCUCUCGGCGGAAACAACUCUCAACCGCCACAAAGUACAGAUUUGUUUUUCUGGUUCCGGCGAACUGAAUUUGACAAACUUUGUAGCUCCUAUCAAAACCAGUAACUUGACGAAGAUGAUAAGCAAUAGUUUGGCUAUAAAUCAGUACUUCCUGAAGCAAACACAGGCUUCUGAAAAAGUGGAGGACUUUCCGACAUGGGUUACAAGUAAAGAUCGGAAACUGCUACAAACGGGGUCAAUCUACUCUUGGGCGAAUGUCACGGUGUCUCAGGCGAAAGGAAGCAAGUUCCGAACAAUUCAAUCGGCACUCGAUCAUGCAACAAGUAUUAAACGUGGAGAUGGGAGAUAUAUCAUCUACAUAAAACGAGGUGUUUAUAAGGAGAAUAUUGAUAUUGGAAAUGAUCUGAAAAACAUCAUGUUUCUUGGCGAUGGAUUGAGGUACACCAUAAUUACCGGUGAUCGGAGUGUCGCCGGAAGUUUCACAACUUAUAGCUCCGCAACCGUAGGUGUGGAUGGUACAGGAUUUAUUGCUCGUGGAAUAACAUUCCGGAAUACCGCAGGCCCAGAAAAGGCCCAAGCAGUUGCAUUCCGGUCGGCAUCGGAUCUUUCUGUCUUCUAUGCUUGUAGCUUUGAAGGUUAUCACGACACUUUAUUUGUCCUAGCUCAACGGCAAUUCUACAAACUUUGCUAUGUUUAUGGCACAAUCAAUUUCAUAUUUGGAAAUGCAGCAGUUGUGUUUCAAAACUGCAUGAUUUUAGCAAGAAAACCUUUGAAUGGACAAGCAAAUAUGAUAACAGCUCAAGGUCGUGGUGAUCCGUUCCAAAACAUGGGAAUAUCAAUUCAUAAUUCUCGUGUUAUGGCAACAUCUGACUUGAAGCCUUUGGUAGGGUCGGUCCAAACAUUCUUGGGCCCUUGGCAAGAAUAUUCUAGGAUUUUUUACAUGAAAACAUUUAUCGAUACACAUGUCAAUCCACAAGGAUGGUCACCAUGGGGGAAUACUGAUUUUGCAUUUAAGACAUUGUAUUUUGGUGAAUAUGCGUGCUUUGGGCCCGAUGCAACUACAGAAAAGAGAGUCGACUGGCCUGGAUACCAUGACAUAAAGACCCAAAGCGACACGUCACAAUUUAAUGUAGAAAAUCUUAUAUCAGGUCGAGGUUGGUUGCGGGCUACCGAAAUUCCAUUUAUUGUCGGGUUGUGA